This is a messenger RNA of Kazachstania africana CBS 2517, 2121 nucleotides long. It is a transcript of the gene KAR3, whose product is annotated as Kar3p. The record is from RefSeq and is a predicted model, not a curated record. The transcript has a single exon. Bases 1 to 2121 code for a protein of 706 amino acids. NCBI's taxonomy places the organism in Eukaryota, Fungi, Ascomycota, Saccharomycetes, Saccharomycetales, Saccharomycetaceae. Gene Ontology annotation, molecular function: ATP binding; microtubule binding; microtubule motor activity. Gene Ontology annotation, biological process: microtubule-based movement.
AUGUCUGAGCUGCCUACAACUCCGAAUAAGUCCUCGAGACAGGGAAGUGUCAAUUUGUGUUCAUCGAUAAACGGUUCCAAGAGACGCUUUACAACUUCUCCAUCUUCAAGAGCAUCUAAUAAUAAUAAUAAUAAUAAUAAUAGCAAUGGUACCGUCGGAUCAAGACUGUCGCUAGAUGGCAAGUUGUCGAGAAUACCAUUUUCUAAUGCGAACACGAAUGUGAAGUCCUCCACUGGCUCUAACUUGACUUCUUUUUACAAACAGCAAAUUCGUGAGUUAAACUCGUUGCAAGAGGAAUUGUACGUUAAGAAAUCCAAAUUGGAUACACUGAAAGACCAAUAUGAAAUGUUGAAUUCUACAUAUAAAGAAAAGAAACUGAAAUGGGAUAAAUUAUAUUUGGAGAAGCAAAAUAAACAGAACCAGUUAUCAACAAAGAAGAAAGAAAUUGAGGUUUUAAACGAUAAAAAUGAUGAAAAGAUCAAACAAUUAAAGAAAGGCCAUGAAUUGCAUAUGGAACAAUUAAAAAUUAAGAAUCAAGGUGAGAUUAAUAAAUUACAAAACGAAUAUCUUAUAAAGAUAAACCAAUUGAAGCAUCAGAAGGAGAAAAAAUUUCAAGAUGAACGGGACAAUCUGCAAAAGGAAGUAAUUAAAUUAGAGAGGAGAAUCGACUCUAAUGAUGCCAUCUUGAAUGAUUUAUUGAAUGAUUUGAAGAUCAAAUACGACAAAUUAAAAGAAACUUGGUUAAUAGACUACCAAAAUGAAUGGAAACAAAAUAUAGAGAAAAAUGAAAGAUAUUCUAACGAGAUUAAUGAUUUCAAAUUGAAACUUGGUAACGAUUUAACACCCAGGAUCGAAAAAUUAAAUAAUACCGUCAAUAACCUUGAGAACGAAAUAACUACAUUGAAUGCAACGUUGAUUGACAAAAAAAGGGAAAGUGAAACAUUAAAGACUAAGACAAUCGAAACGAAUGAAAAGAUUAGAAAUAUUGAGGCUGAAAAAGCUGAACUAGUAGAAUUCAUUAAGACUUCAAACGCUGAGUUAAUCAAGAUAAAUGAAUGUUUAACACACGAAGAAACGGUGAGACGUCAAUUGCAUAAUAAAUUACAAGAAUUAAGAGGCAAUAUAAGAGUCUACUGCAGAUUGAGACCGCCCCUAAAAUCUAUCGAGGAUCCUAAUACAAGCCAUAUCAAAGUCUAUUCACUUGACAAUGAUCAUGGUACUCAAACAAUGGAAAUCACUAAAAAUAAUAAUACCAACAAAUAUAAAUUUGACAAAAUAUUCGAUCAAUUUGAAAGUAACAGUGAAAUCUUCAAAGAAGUCGGUCAAUUGGUACAAAGUGCACUGGAUGGUUACAACGUUUGCAUCUUUGCGUAUGGUCAAACUGGCUCCGGUAAAACAUUUACCAUGUUAAAUCCAAGUGAUGGGAUAAUUCCAUCUACAGUAAGGCAUAUUUUUACCUGGAUUGAUAAUUUAAAAGAGCGUGGAUGGGAAUAUCAAAUUAAUUGCCAAUUCGUGGAAAUUUAUAAUGAAAAUAUUAUUGAUCUUUUACGUGAGAAACAAACUUCUCAAAAGCACGACAUAAGACACGAUGACGAGUCACAAACAACAUCAAUUACUAACGUUAUGACAGUAACAUUGGACCGCGAAGAAACUGUUGAAAAAGUCCUGCAUAGAGCAACCAAAUUAAGAAGUACAGCGUCUACCAAAUCGAAUGAACAUUCGUCACGUUCUCAUAGUAUAUUUAUCAUCCAUUUACAUGGGAAAAACUCCAAGACGAAUGAAGAUUCAUAUGGUAUUUUGAAUUUAGUUGACUUGGCAGGCUCUGAAAGAAUUAAUUCUUCACAAGUUUCUGGGGAAAGAUUAAGAGAAACACAACAUAUAAAUAAAUCAUUAAGUUGUCUAGGUGACGUUAUUCAUGCAUUGAACUCUUCUGAACAUAAAGAAAGACAUAUUCCCUUCAGAAACUCCAAAUUAACACAUCUUUUGAAAUACUCAUUAAGUGGUAAUUCCAAAACGUUAAUGUUUGUUAAUAUUUCGGCAAGCCUGAAUCAUGUGAACGAAACUAUUAACUCCUUAAGAUUUGCAUCAAAGGUAAAUUCUACAAAGAUGAUGAAAACCUGA